AUGAACGGGUUUACCGUGGACGACAUGAACAUGCUGAGGAUCGGAGAUCCAGGUGGGCAAGUGUAAUAUAAAUUGGUGGUUUUGAGGUUUGGAAGAGAGGUUUUGGAAAAUCUAAUGAUUAUAGAAGUUUAAUUUUAGAUGUAACAGAAGUGUCGGUGACAUUGAACGAGCUCUGUGAACAAUUCACGGCGAACGUUGGGACCCUUUCAGAACAUUUGACUGCAAUUCAAGAGAUUUUUAAGCAAGUAAGUUGUCAAUUGGUAUAUAUAAAGUUGUAUUUUUCUAUGGAGUUUUUUCAAACACUUUUUGAUGCAUAACACUGAUCUUAGUAUGCAUGACACUGAUUUUAUCUUGUUUUAGAUAGGAGAAUUAGCCGACAGAGAAAAGAUUGUGGUUAUGAACGCACAGAACGAGUUGAAGAUGGUCCAGACUAAUCAGAAUAACAGCAAAGAUGUCAUGAAAGUUCAGGUAAGACUUUUUUACGGUUUGGCUGUUUAUUUUGGUCAAAUUUUUUCUUACAAUACCUAUAAAAACAGUUCUUUUAAAAAAUGUCAAAUUUUUUGGUCAAAGUUUUACAUUUUACAAACACUAGUAAAGCCUAGUAUUUCAAAAACAUGAAACUAGCAGUCUCGUAUUCUACAAAUUUUAUUGUGUAAUUACGCUGAUAGUUGUUUUAGGGUAAAGUCCAAGAAAAACAGUGGAACUAG
Bursaphelenchus okinawaensis is the source of this 707-nucleotide messenger RNA. The record is from the annotation of a GenBank genome assembly. Lineage: Eukaryota; Metazoa; Nematoda; Chromadorea; Rhabditida; Aphelenchoididae.